Molecule: messenger RNA, 1812 nt
Organism: Entelurus aequoreus (snake pipefish)
Lineage: Eukaryota; Metazoa; Chordata; Actinopteri; Syngnathiformes; Syngnathidae
Product: gap junction delta-2 protein-like
Exons: 3
Coding region: 578-1498 (306 amino acids)
Biological process (GO): cell communication
Cellular component (GO): connexin complex
Source: RefSeq, a predicted model, not a curated record
UGGGGAAGGAGUCAAGGAUGAGGUGGGGACCCCGAAGAAGAGGUCUCUCUUGUUAGGAGGAAUAGAGAGGACGAGGAGGAGGAGGAGGAGAGGAGAGGGCGGCUUCAAGCGAACUGUUGGCGGGAGAGUGAUGCUUCUCUUUGCCGCUGCUUGAACCAAAACCAAGAGUGAGGAGAAGAAGAAGAAGCACUUACUCCGAAGAGAGCGAGAGAGAUCUGGGAGGACAUGAAGAGGACGGGAGAGAGGGACGGAUCUCUUUUAAUUGAGGCUCACAUGAACGCGUGGACAUGACCCCGGUGUGUGUGUGUGAGGAGGUCUUCUCCGGGUGAUGGCUGCCUGUUGGCUCUAAUCGUGGCUGCUCCUUGAAAGUCGUCCCGGGAGACAAGAACUUGUGUGACAGGAAGUGUCGGAGUGGACUCGUGGGGAAGUGGGAAAGGUUCCCAACAGCGCCCACAGUUGCUCUGUCUUUGGCGGAAGAAGAAGAAGGGGACUCAAGCACCUUCCCUGGUGUGUUACUGAAAAGGCCGGGGUCAGCUUUAUUGUCCCUCUCCUCAGUGGAUGCCUCCAAACCGCCGCCAUGGGAGAAUGGACCAUCCUCGAGCGCCUCUUGGAGGCGGCCGUGCAGCAGCACUCCACUAUGAUAGGAAGGAUACUGCUGACGGUGGUUGUGAUCUUUCGCAUCCUGAUUGUGGCUAUUGUGGGGGAGACGGUGUAUGAGGAUGAGCAGACCAUGUUCAUCUGCAACACCCUGCAGCCGGGCUGCAACCAGGCGUGCUAUGACAAGGCCUUUCCUAUUUCCCAUAUCCGCUACUGGGUUUUCCAGAUCAUACUAGUGUGCACGCCCAGCCUCUGCUUCAUCACGUACUCCGUUCACCAGUCGGCCAAACAGAGAGACAGGCGUUACUCCUUCCUCUAUCCCAUAAUUGAGCGGGACUACGGAGGAAGGGAUGGGGCGCGAAAGCUCCGAAAUAUUAACGGAAUUUUAGUUCAGCACGGCGGUGACGGCGGAGGAGGUAAAGAAGAACCGGACUGCCUUGAAGUGAAGGAGAUCCCCAACGCCCCCCGGGGCCUCACCCACGGGAAGAGCUCCAAAGUACGUCGACAGGAAGGGAUCUCACGGUUUUACAUCAUCCAGGUGGUGUUCCGAAACGCCCUGGAGAUCGGAUUUUUGGCAGGCCAGUACUUUCUCUACGGCUUCAGCGUGCCUGGGAUUUUCGAAUGUGACCGCUACCCGUGUCUGAAGGAGGUGGAGUGCUACGUGUCUCGCCCCACGGAAAAAACGGUUUUCCUGGUGUUCAUGUUCGCGGUGAGCGGAAUUUGCGUGGUGCUCAACCUGGCCGAGCUCAACCAUCUGGGCUGGCGCAAGAUUAAAGCGGCCAUCAGGGGCGUCCAGGCCCGCAGGAAAUCCAUUUGUGAGAUCAGGAAGAAAGACAUGGCGCAUCUGUCCCAACCGCCCAACCUGGGGCGCACACAGUCCAGCGAGUCAGCUUACGUCUGAUGAUAAAGAGCAGAGGAAGAGGAGUGGAAUGAAAGUGCGGGAGUGCAAAAAAAAAAAGGCAGCGACUAUGAUUUUUAAAGGGAUGGAGAGGUCAAAUCAGAUGAAGGGACGCCUCUCUGUGAUGAUGGGAUGAAGACCGACCCUCCACCUGGGUCACUUGAGGAGUGAAAACUGAAAAUUCAAACAUCUUUUGAGAGCUGUUCUAACUGCAUUUUUUUUUAACUACAAUCUCCUCUGUCCUAUUUUAAAUCCUCAAAAGGCAGGACAGGGAACAACUGAGUGGAAGAGAACUGUUUUAUGUUAUUUUGGGCUAG